AUGUCCUUUGUAAUGCCCGACUAUGCCGAAACAGACCUGGCCCACUCGCCACCAGCUACUCCUCUCCCACACUCCCAUACUGACCCAUUCGCGCCACCAGUCGACAUCUACGACCUGGGAAACAUGUACAUUGUGGUGACAAGUCUGCCGGCGGUGCGGUCGGCGGACCUGGAAACCGCCUACGACGCAGACUCCAACAGCCUGACCAUCAGUGGCCACUACACCAACCCCUUUGCACAUCUGUCCGACUGUCUCAUGGUGGGAGAACGACACAACGGCUCCUUCCAGAGAACGGUGCGGUUUCCGCCAACGGUCAAAAUCGACCCGCAAAAGGUCAAAAUGCACAUGGCCAACGGGAUUCUUGAAAUGCACUUGAUGAAACAGCGGGACGCACUCAAGUGA
Yarrowia lipolytica CLIB122 is the source of this 402-nucleotide messenger RNA. RefSeq lists its product as uncharacterized. The record is from RefSeq and is a predicted model, not a curated record. Lineage: Eukaryota; Fungi; Ascomycota; Dipodascomycetes; Dipodascales.